CCUCAGGGUCACGUGACGAGGAGUUGCGUGAACGUCUGAAUGGCGCCCCCCCUCGACUCGCAGGUGGAGGGACCUCUGAGGAGGAGGAAGAAGACCCCGUGAAGAAGCAAUCUGGCCGCCUCUGGGAGCUCAUCAGGAGAUGAAGAAGUUCCUCAGCAUUUGCUCAUCUGAAGCACCUCCAACUCUCAAUAGGCAGGAGCUUAGUUUGCACACUUUAUGCACAUAGAGGAAUUAAGCUUCGAUAGUGGAACAGACUACUUCAGAAGGUGAGAGAUGUGCCUUCUUUGGACGUUUUUCAGUCGAGGUCAGAACCACUUGGAGUGGUUUUAGCAGCGGAUUUCUACCCUGGCAUCUGGGAAUUGGGCUAUUUGACCCUUAGGAGCCCUUCCAGUUCUACAGUUCUUGGUCUCGGGCUUCCAGGCCAUGGAGAACAAGAGCUUCCGCCGUGGGAGCUUCCAGAGCAGCACCAGCGACGAAGACCUGGUGGAGGUCAGUGGAGGGACGCUGGACUUCUCCAUUGUGGAUGACGUCCCGCCGUUGGAUCGGGAGAUGAUGGCGGAAGGCUUCUCUUCGUACAACGGAGGAGGGAUGAACGGAGCCAGCAAGAUGAUGGAUUUCCUGGAGGAACCGAUCCCAGGCGUGGGGACCUACGAGGACUUCAACACGAUCGACUGGGUGCGCGAAAAGUCCCGCGACCGCGACAGGCACAGAGAGAUCACCAAUAAAAGUAAGGAGUCCACGUGGGCCCUGAUCCACAGCGUUAGUGACGCAUUCUCAGGAUGGCUGUUGAUGUUACUCAUAGGAUUAUCAGCAGGAGCCCUGGCCGGCUUGAUCGACAUCUCGGCCCACUGGAUGACGGACUUGAAGGAGGGUGUGUGUUUGAAUGGCUUCUGGUACAACCACGAACACUGCUGCUGGAACUCCCCAAAGACCACCUUCAAGGACAGGGACAAGUGCCCCGAAUGGAGGACCUGGGCGCAGCUUCUGACGGGCAAAGAGGAAGGGGGGGCGGUUGCUUAUGUCCUCAACUAUUUCCUCUACGUCGUCUGGGCACUCCUGUUCUCUCUCCUUGCCGUACUGCUUGUCCGGGGCUUUGCACCCUAUGCCUGCGGCUCAGGGAUCCCAGAGAUCAAGACCAUCCUGAGCGGGUUCAUCAUCCGGGGCUACCUGGGCAAGUGGACGCUGCUCAUCAAGACCAUCACCCUGGUGCUGGCCGUCUCAUCGGGGCUGAGCCUGGGCAAAGAGGGUCCCCUGGUCCAUGUGGCCUGCUGCUGCGGGAACAUCCUCUGCCACCUCUUCACUAAGUACCGGAAGAAUGAGGCCAAGCGCAGAGAGGUCUUAUCAGCGGCUGCGGCUGCAGGAGUCUCUGUGGCUUUUGGAGCCCCCAUCGGAGGCGUCCUGUUCAGUCUUGAAGAGGUCAGCUACUAUUUCCCCUUGAAGACGCUGUGGCGCUCCUUCUUCGCUGCCCUGGUGGCCGCCUUCACCUUGCGCUCCAUCAACCCCUUUGGGAACAGCCGGCUGGUCCUCUUCUACGUGGAGUUCCACACCCCUUGGCACCUGCUGGAGCUGGUGCCCUUCAUCCUCCUGGGAAUCUUCGGGGGACUCUGGGGGGCUUUCUUCAUCCGCAGCAACAUUGCCUGGUGCCGGAGGCGGAAGACCACCCGGCUGGGCCGGUACCCUGUGACGGAGGUGAUUGCGGUUACAGCCAUCACGGCCAUCCUGGCCUUCCCCAAUGAGUACACCCGCAUGAGCACCAGUGAACUCAUUUCAGAGCUCUUCAAUGACUGCAGCCUCCUGGACUCUUCCAAGCUCUGCGACUACCUCAACGACUUCAACAGCACCAAGGGGGAUGACCUGCCCGACCGGGCCGCGGGAAAGGGGGUCCACAUGGCCAUGUGGCAGCUGGCCCUGGCCCUCCUCCUGAAAGUCUUCAUCACCAUCUUCACCUUCGGCAUGAAGGUGCCGUCGGGGCUGUUCAUCCCAAGUAUGGCUGUGGGGGCCAUCACUGGCCGGCUCCUGGGGGUAGGGAUGGAGCAGCUGGCUUACUACCACCACGACUGGGGCAUCUUCAAAGGCUGGUGCAGCCCCGGAGCAGAUUGCAUCACCCCCGGCCUCUAUGCCAUGGUCGGAGCGGCCGCCUGCCUAGGUGGUGUGACGCGCAUGACGGUGUCCCUGGUAGUCAUCAUGUUUGAACUAACUGGGGGGCUGGAGUACAUCGUGCCCUUGAUGGCUGCUGCCAUGACCAGCAAGUGGGUGGCUGAUGCUAUUGGCCGGGAGGGCAUUUAUGAUGCCCACAUCCGCCUGAACGGCUACCCUUUCCUGGAGGCCAAGGAGGAGUUCUCCCACAAGACACUGGCCAUGGAUGUCAUGCGGCCGCGGCGCAAUGACCCACCCUUGACUGUUCUCACCCAGGACAGCAUGAACGUGGAGGAUGUGGAGGCCGUUGUGAGUGAAACCACCUACAGCGGCUACCCGGUGGUGGUGUCCAAAGAGUCCCAGCGGCUGGUGGGUUUCGUCCUGAGGCGAGACCUUAUCAUCUCCAUUGAAAUGGCCCGGAAGAAACAAGAUGGAAUUGUGAGCAGCUCUUUAAUUUAUUUCACCGACCAUUCCCCUCCACUGCCGCCCAGUUCCCCGUCCACCCUCAAGCUCCGGAACAUCCUCGACCUCAGUCCUUUCACUGUGACAGACCAAACGCCCAUGGAGAUCGUGGUGGACAUUUUCCGGAAACUCGGGCUGCGUCAGUGCCUGGUCACGCACAACGGGAAAUUGCUGGGGAUCAUUACCAAAAAGGACGUAUUAAAGCACAUUGCACAAAUGGCAAACCAGGACCCGGACUCCAUAUUGUUCAACUGAACGUAAGCUAAGGGCUGGGCAGAGGCAUUGCCCUCCCACCUCCAACCCUCGAACUUGACAAUGAACGGACUCCAAAGCCUUGUUUCUCUUUUUUGAUGAGAAUCCGGAGCACUCUUCAGAGACGUUUCCCUUUACGGAGCUAAUGAUAAUCAUGUUUUAUUUUUUUUUUUCUACAAGAUAACCAAUUGCACUAUAUAAUCUGUGGAAAUUAAUCUUCUCUUUAGAAGAAAAAGACUUUAUUAUAUAAUUCUUUUGAAGUUGCGCUGGGAAAGAGGUUCCAUGAAGGAGUAAAAAGGACGGUAUAAUUGAA
Sceloporus undulatus (fence lizard) is the source of this 3163-nucleotide messenger RNA. RefSeq names its product chloride voltage-gated channel 5 (gene CLCN5). Gene Ontology annotation, molecular function: voltage-gated chloride channel activity. Lineage: Eukaryota; Metazoa; Chordata; Lepidosauria; Squamata; Phrynosomatidae. The coding region runs from base 424 to 2853 and encodes 809 amino acids. The transcript has 14 exons. Gene Ontology annotation, cellular component: membrane; synaptic vesicle; early endosome. Gene Ontology annotation, biological process: transmembrane transport; chloride transport. The record is from RefSeq and is a predicted model, not a curated record.